CGCACCCCCUUCCUCUUAGGAGGAGCCCUUCACCAUGAGCGAAAUCAAGAGACGCACGCGCACUGGCUGCCUCACGUGUCGGGCCCGCCGGGUCAAGUGCGACGAGCGCAAGCCGACAUGCAACCGGUGCACCAUCGCCAACGUUGAGUGUGCGGGCUACGCGCCCAAGAGGCAGAUCGAUGUGCGUGCGCCAAACCGCCAUCGCGGCGCGUCUCACUCGCAGCAGAACUCGCCGGCCGAUGACAAUGACAGCACUGUCGUCGACGACGAGUUCCAGGUCUCGCCGCAAAACCAGGGCCUCGGCGCCGGUUCCACCCCCUCCGGACCACCCUCCGGCCCGGCGAGCGGCCCGUCGUCCGGCAUAUCCGCUCAUCCCGCUCUUCCCCGGCCGCAGUUCCGUAUCGAUGGCUUGCCGCUGGUUGGUCUGCCCAGCAACCCACGCAUGUCGAAUCGUCCCUGUGCCGCCGCCAGAGAGGUCCUGUCUUACCACCAGUUCUUCUUCCGGACGCUACCCAUGCUGUUCCCGGCUGACCGAUUGCCUUUCUGGAGAGACCGCCUAUGUGAAGAGGCCUUGAUCAUCGAGUAUGCCCAGAGAGGGAUUCUGGCGCUGGGGUGUAUGCAUCGCGCUUCCCUCAUGAUUGCCAUGCUUGGGGAGAACGACCAGAACCGCGGGCUGGACACCAAGGUGAUUGCCGUUCAGGCAUACACAAAGGCGUUACAGGAACUAUCAGGCUGUCUCGAUGAGGCCGAAAAGUCUCUAGACGUUUUAACGGCCGUGUUGGUGCUCAUGGCCUACUUUGAAUGCUUUGCGGGCAACAUCCCGGCUGCUUAUGGCCAUGUCCGCACAGCUCACUACUACUUCACAGCCCUCAGGUCUAAUACAUCGCUUCGUGUAGAUGACCUUGCAAUGGAGUCUUUGGAAACUACUCUGCAAACCCUUGCAUGGACCUGCUACAUGGCGGUACCGCUUCCCGGUAUGCUCCUCUCUAUUGGCCAUACGAUGCCUACCAGUCAUAUUGCAUUAAAUGCCUUUGAUCUACAACGCAGCUUGCUUCAGAUUCUCGUUGACUCUGGGGCACACGAUGAGAUGUGGAAUCUCUCACCAACUCGACAAGAUCCAGCUGUACUGUUGGAAAAGGUUUACCGAUUACAGCGCGAUUUGCGAGAGUGGAGGGGCGUCCAUAGCCAUCUCCAUCCGAACCUUGAAACGGACACAGCAUCCCUAACCAGUCUCGGCAGCUCAGAAGAGGUUCAUUUUCCCAUCCCCCCGUCACCAUUCCUGCCAAUGCCCCUUCAUCUAUGCCUCUCUGGGGCCACGUUCAACUUCCUCAUGGCUCGCAUCUUGUGGACCCUCUGCCUUUAUGAUAAAAGCCAAGACGCAAAGAAACUAGAAUCCGAAGCCUACAUACACUUUUACCAGACUAUACGCUUUGCGGCGACUCAUGCUAUGAACAAUCACUCACGAACUCUUCCCACUUCUACUUACUCCACAGAUGCUCCUGUUUCCGGCGAGGAGAUGGAUCACAGCCUCUUACCCAUCUUAUAUAUCACUGGCCAGUGCAGCCCUUGGCCAUCAUGGCUCCGCUGGAUUGCGCAGCUGAUGCAGCAGAUUGGAGAACAAGGGCUAUUCAACGGCUAUGUUCUGUCUGCCAGCCUUAAAGUUCUACACAAAAUGGAACUCAGCCACAACUUGCUCUCGACCGAUAGGAUCGAGCGAUAUCCCAGCCCGGCGCUGCGGAUCAUCUCUAUGCUGAUACCGGAGACGAGCGCCCAAGGCUUUAUGUGCUACUAUGCCAAACCUUCUCGAUUCAACAGUGGUUGGAUCAAUCGGGGUACUUUAACGUAUUAUCCCAUCGCCCACGCGCGCUUCUCCCCCGAGCUUGACGAUAACAGCAUGGCUAAGCGAGAGAUUGACAUUUACGACGAACAGCGAUCAAUGGAAGAGCAGUUUACUUGGGAGUGGAUUCUCAGGCGUCCAAUUGCAAGUAGUUGGAAGAACCGCUCUUCACAAGCGAGAUUUAACCUCGAUGACAUUCUGCGUGACCAUAUGAAUGGAAGUCGGUUACUGCCGAUUAACCAACGGACACCUGGCGGGAGCGUAAUUGGGUACCAAUAAAUUUACUAAUGAAAGAAAGUAAUUAUGGGAAAGAUUAUCAUAUGACUUACAUUGAGCAACCGGGUGAAUCGGGC
Molecule: messenger RNA, 2190 nt
Organism: Trichoderma asperellum CBS 433.97
Lineage: Eukaryota; Fungi; Ascomycota; Sordariomycetes; Hypocreales; Hypocreaceae
Biological process (GO): regulation of DNA-templated transcription
Molecular function (GO): zinc ion binding; DNA-binding transcription factor activity, RNA polymerase II-specific
Source: RefSeq, a predicted model, not a curated record